CUUCCGCUAAGGUAAUGUGAAAUUACCCCGGAAGUUGCUAAAUUGAUUACUUCCACUUCAAGUUGGGAAUUACUAGAAUAAGACGUCAUAUUACGCUCAAAUUGAUAAACGUCCUAGUCCGCCCGGCUUCAUGGACUUUUAUCGACAAGUCGUGUGGUUCAGUCUUCGCCUCCACAAGCCAGAUCCGGGUGCCUAAUAUGAGGCCAAGUAUAAGAACACUCGACUAUUCUCGUGCUGAUGGAUUAAAUAUCCAUGAUUCCCAUUACUUCACAGUGCUGCCGCCUCUGAGUUUGCGAAGAUGUCGAUUCCAGGCCACUCAAUCGUUCCGCUCACAGCUGAUGACAUUCCCACGACCACCAGCUUUCUCCAGGAUUCGAAGCUACAGCUUGCCAUCAAUCGUUUCUUGAUCAAAGAUUGGCCAAAUGAGGCCGUCCAGCGUCCUCUCUACCAGGCUGCCAUUGAAGGUGGUCUAAAGAACCCCAACACCACCAGCUUGAAAGUUGUCAAUGACAAAUCAGGGGAAACUGUUGGUUACUUCUUUUUUACCAAAAGAGGACAGCCAGCCCCCGACGAAGAUAAAGCCUCAAAAUCCAAGAUAGAGAAUGCAGGACAGAACGUGCCCCCAGGCCUAGUGCCUGAGGUAUUCCAUGCUGUGAUGAAGGCAGUUGAGACCUUGGAAUCAGAUGUUCAAGGCGAACAUCUUGAUGUGACACAUAUCUAUGUUAAGCCUUCGAGCCGCGGUCAGGGAAUUGGUACCCAGUUGAUACAGGCUGCUCGCGAUGAAGCUAAAUCUGCAGGUCUUCCAUUCAUAAUCUCCGCCGAGCCAAACCACCAUGAUUUCUUUCUGAAUCGAGGAUUUAGAGAUGAGAAGCACGUUGAUAUCGACCUGAGUGCUUGGGCUGCCCACAAUAGUGGGUAUGGCGUCUUCCGAAUUUCGAGAAUGAGAAUGAUAGAAUAAUUACCUAUAUCGGAACCUGCACGGAAUUUGUUGGAGCAAUGUGACCCGUUCAUCUUACGCUGAUGGGAAGGACCUCCGGCCUGUUAGUAGAUCGAAGAAUGGAAAGUUUUGAC
This is a messenger RNA of Truncatella angustata, 1071 nucleotides long. RefSeq lists its product as uncharacterized. The transcript has 2 exons. Gene Ontology annotation, molecular function: acyltransferase activity, transferring groups other than amino-acyl groups. The record is from RefSeq and is a predicted model, not a curated record. Bases 299 to 958 code for a protein of 219 amino acids. Lineage: Eukaryota; Fungi; Ascomycota; Sordariomycetes; Amphisphaeriales; Sporocadaceae.